CAAUGUCCCUUGCCCUCUCUAUUUGGUUCCCCCCUCAGCUUCUUCUUCUUCAUCCCCUUCUUCUUCUUCUUCUUCUUCUCUGUUCUUCUCUGUCUCCUUCUUCUCCCUCUGUUUCCUUCCAAAUUUGUGCAUGUGAGUGCUCUGCUUCUGUUCUUUCCAGCAGGAGCAGAAACAAACCCACACCCCCCCCACCAAAAAAAAAAAACCUGAAAAGGGAAAAACCUUCUCCCUAUUCCUCAGACUGUGCAAUGCAAUGUGCCCUGUUUCUCCAUGAACUCAAGGAAUCAUAUUAGCAAGCAAGCUGCUCACUGACAUUUCCAGCUCUGUUUUUGCUUGAACAGGAAGCAAAACUGUCCCUGCAAAAAGAUUUAUUCCCUCCCCCCCAACCCUGCUUUUUCCCCCCUUUAAAAAUCCAUGAAGAUCUAGCCACUUUUCCUCCAGCAAGACUUUAAGCUUCCAUAACAGAGACUCUCCCCUGCCCUGCCCUCUUCUUCACUUCAAGAACUCCUCGUAAGGGCCGUGAAAUGGAUCAGCUUCCCGCCACGGGCCUCCUCAGGGACGACGUGACGGAGCAGUUCGGGGUGGUGUGGUCUCAGAUCAAGGCCCCGUUGAUCGUCCCCCUCCUGAGGCUCGCGGUGCUCGUGUGCCUCGGCAUGUCCCUUAUGCUGUUCAUCGAGAGAGUGUACAUGGCGGUCGUGAUCGUCCUGAUGAAACUGUUCGGGAGGAAGCCGGAGAAGCGGUAUAAAUGGGAGCCGAUAAAGGACGACGUCGAGCUCGGGAACUUGGCCUAUCCCAUGGUCCUCGUCCAAAUCCCGAUGUACAAUGAGAAGGAGGUCUACCAGCUUUCGAUCGGGGCUGCCUGCGGACUCUCGUGGCCGUCGGAUCGGAUCAUCAUACAGGUCCUUGACGACUCCACCGACCCGGUGAUCAAGGACCUGGUGGAGCUGGAGUGCAAGAGGUGGGCGAGCAAAGGGAUAAACAUAAAGUACGAGAUUAGGGACAACAGGAACGGGUACAAGGCCGGAGCGCUGAAGGAAGGGAUGAAGCGGAGCUACGUCCAGCACUGCGACUACGUCGCCAUCUUCGAUGCCGACUUCCAGCCGGAGCCCGACUACCUGUGGCGGACCAUCCCCUUCCUCCUCCACAACCCACAGAUAGCCCUCGCUCAGGCCCGUUGGAAGUUCGUGAAUUCUGACGAGUGCUUGAUGACAAGAAUGCAAGAAAUGUCAUUGGAUUACCAUUUCACUGUGGAGCAGGAAGUCGGGUCAUCCACUUAUGCCUUCUUCGGAUUCAACGGCACUGCUGGGGUUUGGAGGAUUUCGGCUCUGAACGAGGCUGGAGGAUGGAAGGAUCGGACCACGGUGGAAGAUAUGGAUUUAGCGGUUAGAGCGAGCCUUAAGGGCUGGAAAUUCGUUUACCUUGGUGGUAUCAAGGUGAAAAACGAACUGCCCAGUACGUUCAAGGCUUACCGGUAUCAGCAGCACCGAUGGUCCUGUGGUCCUGCCAACCUUUUCAGGAAAAUGGUUAUGGAGAUCAUAAGGAACAAGAAAGUGUCAUUGUGGAAGAAGGUGCAUGUCAUCUACAGCUUCUUCUUCGUCAGAAAGAUUGUUGCCCACAUCGUGACAUUCGUCUUCUACUGCGUUGUUCUUCCCGCAACCGUUCUGGUCCCUGAAGUCACUGUCCCGAAGUGGGGCGCUGUGUUUAUCCCCUCCAUUAUAACUGUCCUCAAUGCAGUUGGAACUCCGAGGUCGCUCCAUUUGAUAAUUUUCUGGAUCCUAUUCGAGAAUGUCAUGUCCCUUCACCGGACUAAAGCCACCUUCAUUGGCCUGCUCGAAGCAGGUCGAGUCAACGAGUGGAUUGUGACAGAGAAACUCGGCGAUGCCCUCAAGGCAAGCAAAGUGGCUAACAAAGUCCACAAGAAGCCUCGUCUUAGGAUCGGAGAAAGGCUCCAUUUACUUGAGCUUGGGGUCGGUGCAUACCUCUUCUUCUGCGGUUGUUAUGAUGUUGCCUUUGGGAAAAACCAUUAUUUCUUCUACCUCUAUGCUCAAGCCAUUGCCUUCUUCAUCAUGGGCUUUGGAUACGUCGGAACAUUCGUCCCGAACGCAUAGAAAAAGCUGUGGCUUGGACAGUCAGUGCCGCCCUUUCUGCUAUACUUUCUCCCUUUGGAAUCAAAGACCUCCAAAAAGUGGUCUACUUGAGCAGCAAUUUCUUUCUGUUUUCACUUGAAAACAUUCGAAAAAAGGAGGUGGAAAUAAGUUGGUCAUUCUUUUAGGUUCAGCAUAAGAUGCUCGGGUCGGUGACUCGAGGGAUGCUGCCCAGGUCGGGUCGGUCCUCUUUGUGAAUACGCAAUAAGAGAAUUACACAGAAUUGUCACACAACAGAGUUCGUGUUUGUUUUGGGAAUGUAUACUUAGACGUAUAAGGUGAAAGGCAGUUUUCUAUGGGAUUUUGGAAGUUCGGGAUCAUGAAGACAGCUUUUGAGUGGGGAUUGUCUGUGAUUGUGAGAAGUAGUAAAUUUUCUCCUUUUCUUUUCCAAUUUUUAGAAAUUUCUUUUGAUGCCUUAUUACGUUGCGAUUGAAAUUUCUUUGGAAGGCAAUAAGAUGAAAUCCUAAUUGGAUCAUUGUACA
This is a messenger RNA of Punica granatum (pomegranate), 2626 nucleotides long. NCBI's taxonomy places the organism in Eukaryota, Viridiplantae, Streptophyta, Magnoliopsida, Myrtales, Lythraceae. The record is from RefSeq and is a predicted model, not a curated record.